UUAUAGCAGGACUGUGGCGGGCAUUCUGACACUGGGGGGAACUGAUUUGGUGUCACUGACAUCCCCAAUGACACCAAUACAGUGAUCGGUGCUAAAAAAAAAAGCACUGACACUGUACUAAUGGCACUGGGCAGGAAGGGGUUAACAUGUGGGGUGAUGAAACUGUUAACUGUGUGCUGUUUUACUCCGUGCUGUGUCCAUCACACUGCUUUGGAUGGCUGUGCUAUGCACAGCCAUCCAAAGCAGUGUGCACGUGCUGACAGGGAGGAGAACUGUAUUGUAUACAUACAGUUCUCCUCCCCGUAAGAGAUGAUCGUGAAUCAC
This is a messenger RNA of Staurois parvus, 324 nucleotides long. Lineage: Eukaryota; Metazoa; Chordata; Amphibia; Anura; Ranidae. The record is from the annotation of a GenBank genome assembly.